This is a messenger RNA of Trachymyrmex cornetzi, 1042 nucleotides long. RefSeq lists its product as uncharacterized. The transcript is spliced from 4 exons. Lineage: Eukaryota; Metazoa; Arthropoda; Insecta; Hymenoptera; Formicidae. The coding region runs from base 209 to 799 and encodes 196 amino acids. The record is from RefSeq and is a predicted model, not a curated record.
UUUGCGUGACGCAUCGUAAUUUUGCUCGACAUUGUAGAGGUAGAGAUAAAAGAUUAUAGGUUACAUUCCAAAACGUUCUUCGAGGAAAGUUUCACUGUAGUAUAUGUUACGUGUAUUAUUUUGAGUAAAAUUGUCCUCGGAGAGGACGUUUUGGAACGUAGCCUAGGAACGAAAUAUUCUUCCUAUUCUGAAUUGCGCGCAUUCCACCAUGAGGCAGGUCACGAAAAAUGGGACAGUAUUCAUAUGUGAUAAUUGUAAUGCUGUUAUAGCAGGUGGCAUAGCUGCCAAAAAGCAUUACGAAAACUGUACAAUACAGAAGAACAACAGUGAAACAAAAGACUCAGAUCCUUUAAACAUUCCUGUAAGUAAUGAAAAAGAAUUACUCAUUGCUGAAGUUUUCAGCAAUUUUUUUAGAGAGCCUUUGUGGAAUUCACUAAUCCCAUAUGCUGAAAGGAAUCAUAAUAUUACAGCAGCAUUGUGGCAUGAAAUUGAUACAGUUUUAGGUGUACAGAAAGGACAUAGUCAGAAAACAUUUAAAUCAUUAAGAGAUCGCUUUCUCAGACUGAUAGCUGAGGAAGACAAAUCUAAGCGCAGUGGCAGUGCUGCAAGUAGCACAAUUGAUUGGAAAUACUUUACACAGCUGAAUUUCCUUCGUCCUACCGUAGAAUACAGACCAACGAUAAGCAAUCUAUCAAAGAACAAACGCUCUACAACAGAUAUGGAAACACCAGUGGCAAGCUGUUCUUCUGUACCAAAGAAAAAAAGAGUCGCCUGCAGGAUCUUUGACGGAAAAUUUUGAAGUGUUUUGUAAAAAAUAUUUAGAAUCUAAUGUGCCGGAUCGUAUUGGAUCUUUUAUGCUAUAUUUAAAAUCAGAAAUGAGGACCCUCUCCAACAAGAAAGUGAAGAAUUUAAUACGAAAAAUAACAGAAUCCUUAAUGCAGGUACAGGAUGAGUCAGACAUAUUAUGAAACGAAAUAUCGGUUUCUCGACCAACCACUUUCGUAAAUAAUUAAACUAAAGAAAGAGAAAAAGGGAUAGAGAA